Molecule: messenger RNA, 1622 nt
Organism: Drosophila nasuta
Lineage: Eukaryota; Metazoa; Arthropoda; Insecta; Diptera; Drosophilidae
Product: 2-acylglycerol O-acyltransferase 2-A-like
Exons: 7
Coding region: 379-1437 (352 amino acids)
Biological process (GO): triglyceride biosynthetic process
Cellular component (GO): endoplasmic reticulum membrane
Molecular function (GO): diacylglycerol O-acyltransferase activity
Source: RefSeq, a predicted model, not a curated record
AAGUGUAUUACCAUAAAAUAUUUUAAAAAGAAAGAAGUUAUGUGGAAAUUAUUGUACAAUUAUGUACAGUGAUUACUUUUUAUACAUUCAUAUAGUUGAAUUUAAAUGAAUCCCGCAAACAUAAUAUAAAAGGUGUUAUUCUGUUUAAUGGUGUCAGUACUUAACAGCUUUCGUAUGUGAGAACUACGUAAAAACAAGUGUUUCGCAGUCUAAUUUGCUAAAACUCAGCUGAACUUGAAAUAACACGUAAUUAGCGUGCCAUUUGAACUCGAUAAAGCGAAGCCAAGUUACAAUUUGUGCAAAGUGAUAAAUCGUCUUUGAAGGGUCGCCAAUACAAUCGGACGCUAUUCCUCCGUUCCAAUUACGUGAAGCAUCAACAUGAAGAUCGAAUGGGCUCCAGCUGAUGUGCCGCUAGAUCGGCGUUUGCAAACCUUAGUCACUGGCAUCUUUACGUUAUUCUUCUUCAGCUUGCCUUUGACAUCAUUUGCCCUCGUGGCUUUAUUUCUGUUCUAUGGCGGCCUUGUGAUUCGCACCUUGGUUGUGAUCUAUACUGUUUACAUAGUCGUGGACCACAAACGCAAUUACUCAGCCUUGGAUGGCAAUGGCUUCAUGUGGAAUCGCACCAAUCCAUUGUAUAACGUAUAUCGCAAUUACUUUCCCGUUUCCUUGGUCAAGACUGCAGAUCUGCCACCAAAUAAGAAUUAUAUUAUCGCCAGCUUUCCACACGGCAUUCUUGGCACGGGCAUUUGCAUCAACAUGGGACUUGAAAUCAGCCACUGGCUGAAGCUGUUCCCUCAAGUGCGUCCAAAGGUGGGCACUCUUGAUCAGCACUUUGUGAUUCCUUUCCUAAGGGACUUGCUGCGCUGGUGGGGAUUGGUCUCCGUCUCGAAGGCCUCUUUAAAUUAUUAUCUCACUAAGUCCAAUGAUCCCAAGGAUCCCACAAAUCGCGAUGGUUUCACAUCGAAUGCUGUGGCUAUUCUUGUUGGUGGUGCUCAAGAGGCACUCGAUUCCCAUCCUGGACAAUAUAUUAUUACACUGAAGAAUCGCAAAGGCUUUGUUAAAAUGGCCAUACGCACAGGUUCUGCCAUUGUGCCCAGCAUUUCGUUUGGCGAAGUGGACAUCUUCGAUCAAGUGGACAAUCCGCCAGAUUCGUUGCUGCGUCGCCUGCAAACCUUGGUCAAGAAGAUAACCGGCAUUUCGCCCUUGAUUCCAGUUGGUCGAGGUUUCUUUAACUACACCUUUGGAUUUGUGCCUUAUCGCCGUCCAAUUGUCCAAGUUGUUGGAGCACCAAUCGAGGUGGUGCAGAGCGAUCAACCGGAUGCUGACUAUGUGGAUAAAAUACAUGCCAAGGUUGUGGCGGCUGUGGAGCAACUAUUUGAGCAACAUAAGAAAAAGUAUACGGCAAAUGCAGCGAAAACAAAGUUGGUUAUAAAUUAAGCUGGACCUAUCAACGUCAUUCAAAAGGAGCCACAUUCGUUAUUUUGUUAGCAAAGUAAGACGGUCACACUUUUUUAUACACCAAAGUUGUUAGUUUUGAAGAGUGUUCAAGCAAAUGAGAAUAUUUAUAAAAACUUAGUUGUAAGUGGUUAGUAAUAAAAGUAAGCUGGUUAAUUUUAACGAAA